AUGCAGGCGCUGAACAUCACGGCGGAGCAGUUCUCCCGGCUGCUGAGUGCCUACAACCUGACUCGGGAGCAGUUCAUUCAGCGCUAUGGCCUGCGGCCGCUGGUCUACACCCCCGAGCUGCCCGCGCGCGCUAAACUGGCCUUCGCGCUGGCAGGAGCACUCAUUUUUGCCCUGGCGCUCUUUGGCAACUCUCUGGUGGUCUACGUGGUGACCCGCAGCAAGGCCAUGCGCACCGUCACCAACAUCUUCAUCUGCUCCCUGGCGCUCAGCGACCUCCUCAUCGCCUUCUUCUGCAUCCCCGUCACGAUGCUCCAGAACAUCUCCGACAAGUGGCUGGGUGGUGCCUUCAUUUGCAAGAUGGUGCCGUUUGUCCAGUCCACUGCAGUCGUGACAGAAAUCCUCACUAUGACGUGCAUUGCUGUAGAGAGGCACCAAGGCCUUGUCCAUCCUUUUAAAAUGAAGUGGCAGUACACCAACCGAAGGGCUUUCACAAUCUUGGGUGUGGUCUGGUUGGUGGCCAUCAUCGUCGGCUCACCCAUGUGGCACGUGCAGCGACUUGAGAUUAAGUAUGACUUCCUAUAUGAAAAAGAACAUGUCUGCUGCUUGGAAGAAUGGGCCAGCCCCGUGCACCAGAAAAUCUACACCACCUUCAUUCUCGUCAUCCUCUUCCUCCUGCCUCUCGUGGUGAUGCUUGCCCUCUACAGUAAGAUUGGCUAUGAACUGUGGAUCAAGAAAAGAGUGGGAGACAGCUCAGCGCUCCAAACUAUUCAUGGGAAAGAAAUGUCCAAAAUAGCCAGGAAGAAGAAGAGGGCUGUCGUGAUGAUGGUGACAGUAGUGGCUCUCUUCGCGGCAUGCUGGGCACCUUUCCAUGUUGUUCACAUGAUGGUUGAAUACAGUAAUUUUGAAAAAGAAUAUGAUGAUGUCACAAUCAAGAUGGUUUUCGCUGUAGUACAAAUCAUUGGGUUUUUCAACUCCAUCUGUAACCCCAUUGUGUACGCGUUUAUGAAUGAAAACUUCAAAAAGAAUUUCUUGUCUGCAGUUUGCUAUUGCAUAGUGAAAGAAACCUUCCCUCCAGCACGGAAGCAUGGGAAUUCUGGAAUUUCAAUGAUGCAAAAGAGAGCAAAGUUAUCCCGACAACAGCGUCCAGUAGAAGAAACCAAAGGAGAUGCAUUCAGCGAUGCCAACAUCGAGGUCAGAUUAUGUGAGAAUCCGGGAGAGAAAAUGCAGCUCAAGCGACAGCUUGCCUUCUUUAGUUCUGAAGUUUCUGAAAAUUCCACUUUCGACAGUGGACAUGAAUUGUAA
Molecule: messenger RNA, 1302 nt
Organism: Psammomys obesus (fat sand rat)
Lineage: Eukaryota; Metazoa; Chordata; Mammalia; Rodentia; Muridae
Product: pyroglutamylated RF-amide peptide receptor
Exons: 6
Coding region: 1-1302 (433 amino acids)
Biological process (GO): G protein-coupled receptor signaling pathway
Cellular component (GO): membrane
Molecular function (GO): neuropeptide Y receptor activity
Source: RefSeq, a predicted model, not a curated record